ACACGACUCUUCUUCCUCCUCUAUAGUACGUAUCAGGGAACCACCGCUCACUCCCCGGCAGCCAGACGCAGCAGAGCUCGACCAUGGCGUCCAUCGACCCUGAGGUCGCGCUCGCCUACAAGUUCCCCGAGGUCUCCUUCGCCUACGACGAGAGGGACGUGGCGCUCUACGCACUCGGGGUGGGAGCCUGCGGCACGGACGCCGUCGACGACAAGGAGCUCCACUUCGUGCACCACAUCGACGGCCAGCGCCACAUUAAGGCUCUUCCUACAUUUGUUUCUCUAUUUCCUUACAAGAACAGCAAUGGGCGUGGGACUGUUGACGUGCCUGGCAUUCACUUCGAUGAAAGCCUUCUAUUGCAUGGUCAACAGUACAUAGAGAUCUACAAGCCAAUUCCUUCAUGUGCUACUGUUGUAAACAAGGUUAAAGUAGCUGGUUUGCAUGACAAAGGGAAGGCAACUAUUCUUGAGAUCGAAACUACCACCCACCUCAAAGAUUCUGGUGAAGUGUUAUGUAUGAAUAGGAGUACUAUUUUCUUGCGUGGUGCUGGAGGUUUUUCGGAUUCUUCUCGGCCAUAUUCGUAUACGACUUAUCCUGCCAACCAGAUUUCUCGCAUAUCUAUUCCGGAUUCUGCACCUUCCGCGGUGUAUGAAGACCCGAUCCAACAAUCUCAGGCACUCUUAUACAGGUUAUCUGGGGAUUAUAAUCCUUUGCAUUCAGACCCUAUGAUUGCACAGGUUGCAGGGUUUACUCGUCCAAUACUGCACGGUCUCUGCACUCUUGGGUUCGCGGUCCGGGCAGUCAUCAAGUCUUUUGGUAACGGGGAUCCGGCAGUGGUGCAGAACAUCUUUGGUCGCUUUCUGUUGCAUGUCUAUCCCGGGGAAACUUUAGUCACUGAAAUGUGGUUGGAUGGGCAGAGGGUGCAGUACCAAACUAAGGUGAAAGAGCGCAACCGUGCCGUGCUUUCUGGAUACGUGUUGCUCAAACACAGCCCGUCAUCAUUGUAAGUGCUGCAUCAUAUCCGUGACAAACACUACAUUGUAAAACUAAUAAAGUAUGCUAAGAGAUGGCAAGUGUUCUGUACUACUAACCUGCAGACGAUAUACUUCUAAGUAUGCACUUGAUACUUAUUUGAAAAAAAAUAUCGACAUGUGUCUGUUAAGCCUUUA
Molecule: messenger RNA, 1169 nt
Organism: Lolium rigidum
Lineage: Eukaryota; Viridiplantae; Streptophyta; Magnoliopsida; Poales; Poaceae
Product: enoyl-CoA hydratase 2, peroxisomal
Exons: 11
Coding region: 84-1007 (307 amino acids)
Cellular component (GO): peroxisome
Source: RefSeq, a predicted model, not a curated record